Messenger RNA from Kockovaella imperatae, 1863 nucleotides. Its product is annotated as P-loop containing nucleoside triphosphate hydrolase protein. The transcript has 11 exons. Gene Ontology annotation, biological process: mRNA splicing, via spliceosome. Lineage: Eukaryota; Fungi; Basidiomycota; Tremellomycetes; Tremellales; Cuniculitremaceae. Gene Ontology annotation, molecular function: ATP binding; RNA binding; RNA helicase activity. The record is from RefSeq and is a predicted model, not a curated record. Gene Ontology annotation, cellular component: spliceosomal complex. Bases 1 to 1863 code for a protein of 620 amino acids.
AUGGCAGUAGCUUCAUCCAGUAGGCCGGGGGAAAGCUCUCCUCGGCGAGAAUCUGGUGGAGAGGAGGAUGAUGAGUAUGCUCUACCCAGCGAUUACAAGGCCUACGUUCCGGUCGCUAAGCGUCGGGCUCAGCUUGCAUCUCAACUCGGCUCAAGGUCAAAGAGAGUGAAAAUGUCAGAUGAGGUGGUCAAGGAGAUGGAAGAGAAGAAACAGGAAGAGGAUGAAGAGGAAAAGGCGAGAGAAAAGGCAAGGAGAGAAAGGACACUCUUGCAAGCUGCUCAGGAAGUCAAGGAGAAGAGGGCCAUCGAAGAUGCCUCUAAGACGGCGGGUCAACUUGCAGAGGAAAAAGAAAUGGCUUUGUUGAAAGAGAUGGAGAGGGCGCAGAAGAAGUUGGCGGGUGCGAAAGAGAUUGCUGAGGGGACUGUUUGGACAGAAAGUCUGAAAACGACUUGGCGACCACCAGGAUUUAUCCGGGAUAUGUCAGAAGAGGAAUGGCAAGCGGUCAGGGAAAAGCAUCAUAUCAUAGUAGAGGGAGAGGAGAUACCCCCUCCGAUCACAAAUUUCCAAGAUAUGAAGAUCCCCAAGCCGAUAUUGGAGCAUCUGAAGAGGAAUGGAAUCAAGCGUCCUACACCUAUUCAGAUUCAGGGUAUACCCACGGCGUUUACCGGCCGAGAUAUGAUUGGGAUCGCAUUCACAGGAUCAGGCAAGACUCUUACUUUCACCCUACCAGCUAUCAUGCAAGCGCUCGAAAUGGAAUCCAAGAUCCCGUUUGUCCGAGGUGAAGGACCUGUCGGGCUCAUUGUGUGUCCAUCCCGGGAGCUCGCUCGACAAACGUAUGAAGGAUUACAGGCAAUGUGUAAAGCCCUGAAGGAGGGAGGGUAUCCCGAGUUGAGGAAUUUGCUCUGCAUUGGAGGUAUCAACAUGGCGGAUCAAGGGGACGUAUUGGGUCGAGGGGUCCAUAUUGCCGUGGCUACGCCAGGCAGGCUGAUGGAUAUGCUGGACAAGGGCAGGUUGAAUGCGAACAAUUGCAAAUAUCUAUGUAUGGAUGAAGCCGACAGGAUGAUAGAUAUGGGCUUCGAAGAGGAUGUCAGGAGCAUUAUGUCUCAUUUCAAGUAUCAACGUCAGACACUGUUAUUUUCCGCUACCAUGCCACGGAAGAUUCAAGACUUUGCUCAACAGUCAUUAAUCAAUCCGAUCCUGGUCAAUGUCGGUCGAGCGGGUGCUGCGAACAUGGAUGUCAUUCAGGAGGUCGAAUACGUCAAGCAAGAAGCCAAGAUGGUCUACUUGUUGGAAUGUUUGCAAAAGACCCCUCCGCCAGUCAUCAUCUUCAGUGACAGCAAGAACGAAGUGGAUGAUAUACAGGAGUACCUCUUGCUUAAAGGUGUGGAAGCGGUUGCCAUCCACGGCAGCAAGACUCAGGAAGAACGAGAAUACGCCAUUCGAUCAUUCAAAACCGGCGCAAAAGACGUGAUGGUAGCCUCUGGCGUCGCAUCUAAAGGACUCGACUUUAACGAAAUCCAGCAUGUCAUCGUGUACUCCAUGCCGAAGGAGAUUGAAGAUUAUGUGCAUGAAAUUGGACGAACGGGACGAUCCGGGAAAACGGGGAUUGCGACGACGUUUGUGAAUAUGAAUACGAGUGAACAGACCUUGUUGGAUCUAAAGUAUCUGUUGAUGGAAGCGAAGCAGAAGAUCCCCGAAUUUUUGCUAUCCAUAGACGACCCACGAGCAGCACACGGAACCUCACUCAAGGGUUGUCCGAUCUGUGGCGGUCUCGGUCACGGUAUCCAAGAUUGUCCCAAACUCGAAGACGCCAAUCGUAGAGCUCAAGCUGCGAGUCAGAAAUACGCAGGUGGAGGAUACUGA